AUGAAGCAAGUCCAGUAUGAGACCUUUCCCGGUGCCAAAGUCACCGAUGACAUGCUGGCCGAGGCUGCAAACCUUUUCAGCGAGAACUAUGGGAUUUGGGGAGAGCAAUCCCUAACUCCGGGAAAACGUAUCAGACUGGGCAAACGCCGGCUACGAGACCAGUAUUUGCCGGACCAUGCUGCCACGAGUUAUGUCAGGGUGACUGUUGACGGUACUCUUGCUGGAAAUGCAUUCAUCUGUCGUUGGAGACACGACGACCGCAGCAUUUGUUGGAUCACUCAAUUGGUGGUGCACAGAAACUACCGUGGGCGUGGGCUGGCGAGUGGGCUCUUGGGAUCUCUUCUGAUGCAUCCGGAUGAUGUAUAUGGUAUUAUGAGUUCCCAUCCCUUUGCGUGCCUGGCAGCCGCAAGAUCACUUGGAAUGGGGAUUGAGAAGGUGCCUCUCAACUUUAUCAAGGACAACGCGGAAGCAAUCCUGAAGGCGUCGCCCGUACCUUAUAUUGGAGAAGCAAAGCUGCGUGGCACCCUAUUCGAAGGCAGCAGUUCUACAGGACUUGUUUGUGGGGUCGACACUGGUUUCUUUGUCGAUCAUAAGGAGCCACUGGAGGCCCUGGAAAUAGUUCGGGAAACCCGCCAGUGGCCACUUGGGAACUUACUGGAUGGGCAUGAAUAUCUUCUUGUUCUGCAGAGCAAGCACCGAUUUAGAUCCGCCACAUCAACUAGUUAG
Molecule: messenger RNA, 726 nt
Organism: Uncinocarpus reesii 1704
Lineage: Eukaryota; Fungi; Ascomycota; Eurotiomycetes; Onygenales; Onygenaceae
Exons: 3
Coding region: 1-726 (241 amino acids)
Molecular function (GO): acyltransferase activity, transferring groups other than amino-acyl groups
Source: RefSeq, a predicted model, not a curated record